AUGAUCACCCCCGUAUGGUGAAAAUAUAUAUGAGAUAUGCAGUUUUAGUUUGUAAAUACGGUAAAGUUAAAUAAAAAAAAUUUUUGAGGUAAGAAGAAGAUCACAUAGCGAUAAAUAAAUGUUUGUUGCAUUUUGACUUUAUUGCUUUUUUCAUAAAAGGUUACAAAAGAAAAUGGAUAUUCGUUCAAUAUGCUUCGACUUGAAUUGUCAUAAAUUAAACCAUAAUAAAAAUAGUUGCCAGAAUGACGCAACAUUUUUGACAAUGUUAGAUGCCCAUCCCGUAAAAGAAAUACUUGACAAUUUCACCUGGAACAAUGAAAAUAUUUUGUCGAUUGCAGCUAAAUGGGCAACUUUGGAUGAGUUUGAAAUGCUAAUGGAUAAAUGUGACGGUCAGGACAUUGCAAACACACAAAGUAAUAAUGGUGUUGAUAUUUAUGAUUCUGCAAUCUUAAAUGAGGACGUGAAUGUGUUAAAACACCUGGCAUUGGAGAUGAAAGUACUUCCUCUAUACUCAAAUGGUACAUCAGCUUUAGGAAUAGCCGUUAAGAAAAAAAAACAUAAAUGCUGUAGCCAUUUUGUAUAAACAUAUGAGACAGAAUUACCUAGAAGAUGUACUGGAGAAAUAUGUUGUUAAAGAAGAUGUUUCGCGAUUAGUUUCAUUAUUUCAAAAAGAGGAAAAGCAAGUCGGAUUAUUUGUGAAAUAUCUUUUAAAAUCGGGUAACGACUUUAAAGAGACAGAAAAUAAUAGAUUAAUUGCGGAACUUUUGUUGCAUCCUGCCUUUUUUCAAGAUGAAGUUUAUAAUAAUAUACUUUUAUAUACUGCCUUUUAUUCUCCCAUUGAUACAAUAUUUUACAUCUUUCACGGAAUACGAGAUCUUAUAACUGAAGACUAUUUCAAUAAUGACUUGAAGUAUAGUAUCAGCGCAUAUGGAGAGGAUGUUUUGUCAAUCCUAACAAAUUUUAGAAUACCGAAUGAUGAAGUAACGCCUAAGGAAUUUAGGAAAUUGUACAAAGAAUUUUUUUAUGAUAAAGAUGUCCCACCGACAAACUAUACAAAUAAAGGAUCCGCGUUGUAUCACUUAAUACAGCACAAACAACUCGAGUUAGCAUUGUUUGUUCUGCAAAAAACAAAUAUCAAUAUACUUAGUAAUGGUCAAAGGGAAAGUCUUUUGUCAGCAAUUAAGAAGCUCAGUUUGAAUCUUAAACAUAUAUCCCUGGCUAGUAAAGAUGAAAGACUCUGCUGGGGUAAAGCCUUGUCAUUACCUUCUGUUUCACAUCCGAGUGGACGCGAAGCGAAGGCAAGAGCAGGGUGUCACAUUUUGCGAGAGAAAAGCGCGCCACCAAAUAGUAGAGCGCAGAUACUUCGACAGAUAGCUACUCAGUUAUUGAAUUUCCGCGCCCGAUGGCGUAGGAAAUUCUUUAAAACCGUCGUUUUUUUCUUUCGGAACAUUUUUUGAGAAAAAAUCGACCCUGGGAUUUCACGUUCCUCUGAGAGGAUAGUAUUGGAAUAACUGACUAACUAACUAACCCUGUCCCAAAUGGUCAAUUGUAACGUUACAGAUUUAAACUUCGUACCCAAACUUCCUAAGUACUUGGAAGUCAUCCAAAUGACGUUUCAGGCCAAGUUGGUUUUUGUUUUCGAGAAAAUUUGACACAGUUAACAAAAAAAGUAUGCUGAACAUAAUGGUGACAUUAUUUUUGUCACCUAAAUGUAAUUUUAGGCCAAAAUUAGUCCAAAAAUUAAAACUAAUUUAUUUUUGACAAAAUUUGGUACAGUUAAAAAAAAAGUUUGCUGAACAUGAUGGUGAUUUUAGGCCAAAAUUAGUCCAAAGAUUAAAACUACUUUAUUUUUAACAAAAUUUAGCAUAGUUAACAAAUAAAGUAUACCGAACAUGAUGGUGACAUUAAAAUUUUGAUUUUUGCCACCUUAAAUGUCAUUUUAGGCCAAAAUUGGUCCAAAAAUUAAAACUACUUUAUUUUCAACAAAACUUAGCACAGUUAACAAAAAAGGUAUGCUGAACAUGAUGGUGACAUUAAAAUUUUGAUUUUGCCACCUUAAAUGUCAUUUUAGGGCAAAAUUGGUCCAAAAAUUAAAACUACUUCACUUUCAACAAAAAUUAGCAAAGUUAACAAAAAAGGUAUGCUGAACAUGAUGGGACAUCAAAAUUUUGAUUUGUGUCACCUAAAUGUCAUUUUAGGCCAAAAUUGGUCUAAAAAUUAAAACCACUUCAUUUUCAGCCAAAUUUGGCACAGUUAACAAAUAAAGUAUGCUGAAAAUGAUGGCUAUACAAAACUUGGAUUUUUGUUCACGUAAAUGUCACUUCAAGCCAAAAUUUGUCUAAAAAUUAAAACUACUUUAUUUUCGACAAAAAUUGGCACAGUUAACAAAAAAAGUAUGCUGAACAUGAUGGUCACAUCAAAAUUUUGAUUUUUUGUCAACUAAAUGCCGUUUAAGAGCAUAAACGUUUCAAUCGCAAGACUUUUAACCAUGAAUGAUAGGCUGUAUUUUUUGUUAGCAAUUUCUUUUAAAUGUGAAUUUAUUAUGACACGUUUUGUUUUGUUUGCGUUUGUUGUAAGAUAUAAUGUCACUUGUGUGGUUUAACUUCAGAGCUUCAUGCAACAAACCUCUUCGAAUGUUUGGCAUGAUAACACAACGAAUUAGCAGGUUGCCAUCAAAUGUUUUGGUAGCGAGCGGAAAUUCUUAGAGCCCCCAGGGCUUCUUGUUUUAUCUGUUAAACAAUCGAAAGAAAAUAAAUUUGACCGAAGUUCAAGUGAUGCUGGUAAAAAACGAAAAAUAUUUAAUGCUUUUUAUAGCCUUUAAUCCUACAGAUGACGACACGCUUCAAAAGAUUAAAGAAAAUACAUCUUCGGUAAAAUCGGUAUUGGAAUUAAUACAAAUUAAUUACAGUAGCGACAUCAGGUGGAGUAUGCAUCGUUCGAAACGAUACAGUAAAAAAUUGAAAUCACGUAUACAUAAUCCAGAGAACAAGACUCUUGCCAAAGUGUUGGAUCAACCUCCAAUCGUUGUUGACAGUUUAGACAACACUUUUGAAAUGAAUAAAUUGUACUUGCUAUGUUGCAACGGUUCUUAUGAUAAAGAAAGACAUGCUGAAGAGAUUUUAUGCGACGCAGCUGACAAGAUAAAAAAGAAUUCCUGGAGAGAAAUGAAAUUUUCCAUUUAUGGAAAAAGGCGACCAUGUAUGAGUUGCUCCGGUCGAAUGAAAGUUGCAAAGAUUCAUCAUUAUAAUCCCAAUCCCGGAUAUUACUGGUAUCCUUGUAUUGAGCAUCAAUCGGAAGAAAGUGCCAGAGAAACAUUAAAUAUAUUGAUGACAAAGGUGCCAUGUGUGACAAUUGAGUGGGGUACACGGAUGAGAGAUUACGAUACCGCAUCUAACUCUGAUUAGCUAUGUAAAAAAAUUUUUUUCAGUAUAUUAUCAGCUAUACCAAGAACCUUUGUUAAAGAGACAAUCCAUGUUAUGUUUUAAAACAUAUUCGUUAUUUUCAGAACAUUUUUUAUCGGCAUCCUUUGGAACUUGCAGAGAAUCGCGUUAACGAUAAAAUCAAAAUCAAAAGUUCUUAAUAUUUUUAGAGCGCUAACAGAGCGUUAACGUUACAGCAGGUAUGUUUUGACGUUUUUACUAUAAAAACUUUCAAGUAUUACUUAACGCAUAUAUGCCCACCAGAAUUAUCGCUGCAUUAGCGCGCAAUGGAAACCAAGCCUUAUACUGAAACUUGUUUUCUUAAAACCAUAAUUUAAUUCAAUCCGUAUUUAUCACGUCCCAGCACGGAUACGCUAUGUCCUUAAAAGGCUUUAAACCAAACAAAACAAAACAACAACAAUGACGUCAUUGUUUUUUAUUUAAAAAUGAAUGUGUACCCACAGUCUUAGUGAGGCACGUUAAUAUAAAAUUAGAUUAGAUGUACUGUCGCCGGAUAUAUUUAAAAAGGAUGAAAUUAGGAUGAAAUUAUUCUAAAAUUCAAAAUAAGUCUGUUUCCGUACUUCUUUGUUGGUGUACUUGGCUAUACAAAAUAUACUAUUCACACCACAGUAAUGCAAUGUUAAAAAUACAAUGGUGCUGGUAGUGGGGCAGAAUUAUCCUCUACCAUAUCAACAGUCUCAUCAAGAAAUACAUUUGUCACUUUGAGAAAGAAAGAUAGUAUGCGCAUUAAAUUUAAAGCAAUGAAGAAUCUCGAAAAAGCUAGAGUUAGAAGGAGACAACUGCGAGCUAUAAAAAAGACUAAACAGGACAAACUAACAAAGAAGCAAAAGUCUAGCUACCAGACAGGUAGCUAUGGACUGUCUGAUCAACCUAAAGAUAUAACUCUUUCAAUUAAAUCAAAAAAAAAUCAAAUUCAAAAUUAACCAAACAGAAUGUAAGCCAUCCAACGAAUGAAGAAAUGAGAAAAAUAGCAUGUGUCGUUACCAAGAAUAAAAUCAAAAAAGUGAAAAUUACAUUUGUCAAUGACAAUGAUAUACCCAUGAUGAACAAUUUUAAUGAGAAAAGUCAUUGAUAGAAUUAUCUAGAUGGGUUUAAUAGCUAAUUUAUUUCAACUGGCAUUUAUUGUUGUUGUGAUGUAUAUAUCUUUAUGUCUUAGUAUACAUUUUUCAUUUAA
Molecule: messenger RNA, 4614 nt
Organism: Hydractinia symbiolongicarpus
Lineage: Eukaryota; Metazoa; Cnidaria; Hydrozoa; Anthoathecata; Hydractiniidae
Exons: 2
Coding region: 588-1457 (289 amino acids)
Source: RefSeq, a predicted model, not a curated record